Mizuhopecten yessoensis (Yesso scallop) is the source of this 653-nucleotide messenger RNA. RefSeq lists its product as uncharacterized. The coding region runs from base 285 to 599 and encodes 104 amino acids. The transcript is spliced from 2 exons. The record is from RefSeq and is a predicted model, not a curated record. Lineage: Eukaryota; Metazoa; Mollusca; Bivalvia; Pectinida; Pectinidae.
UCUUAACAUUUUCCUUUACAGAUACACAUGCGUAUAUAAAUUACGUAGCGUUGUUUAAGGGAUUAAAGGAGAGAUACCGGCACAUACGCGUAGUCUUCACCGGUCGAGAGGGUGCCGGAAAGACGACACUCUGUGGCCGGGUCAAGAACGAAGAUGUCGACAUAAAGUUGCGUAAGCCAACUGUGGGAGCUGUUUCUCAUCCUUCUUGGUUCUUAAUUGACUGGAAAUCCAAAGAAUGGGGGUUAAAUACUGACCAAUCGCCCACGAGCGUGAUUCAAACACGUAUGGGUGCAUUGAUGAACAUGGAAACAUUAGAAAGAAAAGCUGGUUUGCAAGCAGGGUCCCAAGACGGCUCAUUCGGAUUACCUUUGUAUGAAAACCCUGCAGCAGACGCAGAUAAAACAUACCGCGAAUCGUUGGAAGUCAACUUUGCUUCAUUUGAGACCAAAGCUGAUGGAGCGUUUCUAUCUCUGUGGGAUAUGGGUGGACACACGUCAUUUCAAGCUUCACACAAUGUGUUCAUAUCAUCACAUGGUGUAUACCUUCUAGUCUUCAGGCUGACAGACUUUCUCAAAGACAAGUUGGAAACUGGUAAGUAAAUGAACGAUCCAAUUUUCCUCCUUUCAAUGCAUAUGCAAAAGUUCAAAGAUACC